AUGUCAUCUACCACCCACCAUAAUUUCAAAGUCAGCGCAGCAGACUGGAACAAAACUUCUUCCAACUAUGCUGCAAACAUCUCCAAAGCACCUAUGUCAAUCCCAAUCUUUCACCUCAUCUCACUCCUCGACACCCACCUGCCCUUCUCCUCAGCGACAACAAUCCUUGAUGUUGGUUGUGGACCAGGCAACGGCACUGCAGCUAUCAUCUCUACUUUCCACGAUACGCUGCCACCUGGGAGUCAAAUCCUGUCUACCGAUUUCAGUGAAGGGAUGGUCGAUAUCGUCGCUCGCACUCGCCGUGCAAAACUCGAGGAAUUGUCAGAGGAAAGCAAGGAAAGGGAGAUCUGGGAAAAGGUGCAGCCGUUGGUGAUGGAUGCAACGGAUCUGAGUCCUUUGCCGGAUGCUUCGGUCUCUCACAUCAUAGCCAACUUUGUCUUCUUCAUGACUGAGUCGCCAGAGAAGGCUUUGACAGAAGCAUUGAGGGUGCUCCAACCUCAAGGCAUAUGCGCUUGUUCGUCAUGGGCGAGGUGUCAAUGGAUGGAGUUGCUUGAUCUCGCCGCUCAACGUAGCUUCCCUGGUUUCGGAAAACCAGUGCAUGAGAUGCCUGUUAUAGCUCCUCAGUGGACCAACGCAGAGGGAAUCGCGACGUUGUUGGACAAUGCAGGGUUUAGAGAUGUGCAGACUGAGUAUGUGGAAGCCCCUAUCGUGGCGCAAGAUCCGGAGGGAUUUGCGAAGUUCUUUUUGGGAAGUGGGAACCCAGCUGUCACAUGGAUUACGGACGUGCUGAGCGAGGAAGAGAUUAGGGAAGUGGAAAAGGCGUUUGAAGAGAUGAUCAGGGAAGUCUGCGAGAGGAAUGAGGAGGGCGGUUAUGUGCUUGCUGGUACCGCUGUUUUGGCUGCUGGAAAAGUCCUCCACUAA
Aureobasidium namibiae CBS 147.97 is the source of this 921-nucleotide messenger RNA. Its product is annotated as S-adenosyl-L-methionine-dependent methyltransferase. The record is from RefSeq and is a predicted model, not a curated record. Gene Ontology annotation, molecular function: S-adenosylmethionine-dependent methyltransferase activity. The transcript has 2 exons. Lineage: Eukaryota; Fungi; Ascomycota; Dothideomycetes; Dothideales; Saccotheciaceae. The coding region runs from base 1 to 921 and encodes 306 amino acids.